UACAGACAGCAAGACAGUUCGUGUAUUCAGAAUUCUUCCCGCCGCAGAUGCUAUGGCGGGGACGGGAGCAUGCUUGGCCGGAUCUGCGCACGGAGUCAUAGGAUGCACCCGGUCGAUGCCGUGCCGCCGGGGGGAGGAGAAGUGACCGGCUGUCCCUCCCUCCUUCAUGAAAGCCAGCGCUGCACUCGGCGCUUGAGGAGAGGCAGCAGACGCUUGUUUGGAUCGGCCACAGUCUCCUUCUCGUUGAGAGCGUAAGCGACCGCUCCGAUGCCGAUGAACAGGAUGGGGUCCCAGCGCGGGUGGACAAAGGCAGUAAAUCGAGACAUUUGCGCUUGCUUGGUGGACGGGCAAUCGGGAGCGAGGAAUGCCGGUGAGUCGUUGGCCGGCAGCUGGCUCGGAUGGUUCCUUGAGGCUGUCUGGACGAGGCUGAUCAAGGGCAGACCAAAGGCAGAUCAGGGACAGAUCAAAGGCAGAUCGGGGACAGCGAGGAAGCGCCGAUCCGCAUCGGGACUCGUUGAAAUCGGGCCAGAAUCCGACGCAGGCAGCCCAGGCGCAGCCUUCUGGGUCGUCGCUGUGUCCUCUCCAAGACCAGCAGACUCCCUCCAGCACCGGCUCUGCACCAGAUCUGCGUCUCCUCGCCAUCGCCGGCGCACCGCCAUGUCCAAACGGCGGCUGCUCUCGCGGAGCUCGGAAACGGUCUCGUCCUUCUUCCAGUCGUCAGCGCCCGAGCUACCUACCCGCCGCAGACGCAAGACCGCAAAGCACAUCGAGGUUGCCUACGAUGACGACUCCAAGAUCCAGUCCGUCGCGGAUUCGAGCGCAAAAGCCACACCCAAACUCGACGCUUCUGUCUCUGGAUCGGCGGACAAAGCAAAAACCGACUCGGAUCGGCCGGGCGAUGCCGAUGGCUCCGCACUCGACUCGCCCAAGCCCCGGCCCAGCACCAAGGAGCUGCGUGCAUCCGCCCGAGACAACUUCACCACCACAUUCUCGAAGCUAAAGGACUAUCGGGCGAGCAACCAGGCGCCCGUUGAUCUCAUGGGCUGUGCAUGGCUGGCGGAGCGAGACAAAUCACCCGAGGUCUUUCGAUAUCAGACCCUGGUUGCCCUUCAGCUGUCAUCUCAGACAAAGGAUCCUGUCGUGGCAGCCGCUGUCCGAGCCAUGCAAGGGCAUCAGCCCGGUGGACUGACGGUGGACUCGAUUCUGGACAUGGACGACAAGGUCCUGGGCUCGUACAUAUGCAAGGUAGGCUUCCACAAUAAAAAGCUCAAGUACCUCAAGGACACGGCUGCAAUCCUGAGAGACAAGUACAGCGGCGAUAUCCCCGACACCAUCGAGGGCCUGGUUGGGCUUCCUGGGAUCGGACCCAAAAUGGCCUAUCUGGCCAUGCAGUGCGCUUGGAAGAGGAACCUCGGCAUUGGCGUUGACACACACGUCCAUCGCAUCAGCAACCGUCUUGGAUGGGCAAGCACCGACAAGAACAAGCCAGAUAACACACGGAUCGAACUCGAGUCGUGGAUUGGCAAAGAGUACUGGGCAGAUUUGAAUCCGUUGCUCGUUGGAUUCGGGCAGCUGAUGUGCCUGCCCAUCGGACCCAAGUGCGGCGACUGUCCGCUGGCGGACCAGUGUCCGAGCUAUUGUCGAAAGUAGACUCUGAUCGACCGAUAUGCAAUAUAUGAAUGUGACCACUCUCGA
This is a messenger RNA of Polychytrium aggregatum, 1695 nucleotides long. RefSeq names its product DNA glycosylase. Gene Ontology annotation, cellular component: nucleus. The transcript has 5 exons. NCBI's taxonomy places the organism in Eukaryota, Fungi, Chytridiomycota, Chytridiomycetes, Polychytriales. The record is from RefSeq and is a predicted model, not a curated record. The coding region runs from base 268 to 1650 and encodes 460 amino acids. Gene Ontology annotation, biological process: nucleotide-excision repair; base-excision repair; base-excision repair, AP site formation. Gene Ontology annotation, molecular function: DNA-(apurinic or apyrimidinic site) endonuclease activity; 4 iron, 4 sulfur cluster binding; oxidized pyrimidine nucleobase lesion DNA N-glycosylase activity.